Molecule: messenger RNA, 276 nt
Organism: Laccaria bicolor S238N-H82
Lineage: Eukaryota; Fungi; Basidiomycota; Agaricomycetes; Agaricales; Hydnangiaceae
Exons: 1
Coding region: 1-276 (91 amino acids)
Biological process (GO): Mo-molybdopterin cofactor biosynthetic process
Cellular component (GO): cytosol
Source: RefSeq, a predicted model, not a curated record
AUGUCCAACUUUAAACCAAGCAUCACAGUUCUCUACUUCGCUGCCGCCUCCACGACAGUAGGACUUACUUCAGAGGUCGUUACGAUCCCUCAAUCUGGGCUUCCCCUCGCGUCUCUGGGAGACCUUCUGAUCUCGCUCCAUCCGAAUACACAAUUGAAAAAAGUGUUAGAAUGCAGCCAGUGGAGCGUCGAUGCUGAGAUGGUCGACGAUCCAGAGAAAUUGGUGCUUAGGGGUGAUGAAGAGGUUGCAGUUAUAUGCCCAGUCUCAGGAGGAUGA